This is a messenger RNA of Grammomys surdaster, 654 nucleotides long. RefSeq names its product nucleoredoxin like 1 (gene Nxnl1). NCBI's taxonomy places the organism in Eukaryota, Metazoa, Chordata, Mammalia, Rodentia, Muridae. The transcript has 2 exons. Gene Ontology annotation, biological process: photoreceptor cell maintenance. Gene Ontology annotation, cellular component: mitochondrion. The coding region runs from base 1 to 654 and encodes 217 amino acids. The record is from RefSeq and is a predicted model, not a curated record.
AUGGUAUCUCUCUUCUCUGGCCGCAUCUUGAUCAGGAACAACAGCGACCAGGAUGAAGUGGAAACAGAGGUGGAGCUGAGUCGUAGGUUAGAGAAUCGGCUAGUGCUGCUGUUCUUCGGUGCCGGGACCUGUCCCCAGUGCCAGGCCUUCGCCCCAGUCCUUAAAGACUUCUUCGUGCGACUCACUGAUGAAUUCUACGUGCUACGGGCGGCACAGCUGGCCCUGAUCUAUGUGUCCCAGGACCCUACAGAGGAGCAACAGGACCUCUUCCUCAGGGACAUGCCUGAAAAGUGGCUUUUCCUGCCAUUCCAUGAUGACCUAAGAAGGGACCUCGGGCGCCAGUUCUCCGUGCGUCAACUGCCAGCGGUCGUGGUACUCAAGCCGGGCGGGGACGUGCUGACGAGCGACGCCACGGAGGAGAUCCAGCGUCUGGGACCCGCCUGCUUCACCAACUGGCAGGAGGCGGCAGAGCUGCUGGACCGCAACUUCCUGCAGCCUGAGGACUUGGAUGAGCCCGCGCGGCGCAGCAUCACCGAGCCUCUGCGCCGUCGCAAGUACCGGGUAGACCGGGAUGCCGGCCAAAGGCGGGACCGAAGCGGGCGUGACUCUAGUGAUCCCCAGGGGGACACGGGUGCAAGGGCGGAGCUCUGGUGA